Eutrema salsugineum is the source of this 636-nucleotide messenger RNA. RefSeq names its product 50S ribosomal protein 5, chloroplastic. NCBI's taxonomy places the organism in Eukaryota, Viridiplantae, Streptophyta, Magnoliopsida, Brassicales, Brassicaceae. The record is from RefSeq and is a predicted model, not a curated record. The transcript has 2 exons. The coding region runs from base 72 to 521 and encodes 149 amino acids.
AGAGACAAAGCUUAUCCAGAAACUAAACUUGAAAUGAAGGUCUGAAGGCGAAAUUCUUCCAUUCGAAGAAGAUGGCUCUUCUCUGCUUCAAUUCUCUCUCUCCUCUCUCUUCUCUCUCUUCUUCUUCUUCUUCUCCGCGCCUUCAACUUUCGUCUUUCGCUUCACCAGUUUGUAGCCUUAAACCCAACGGCGUCGAGUCCAAGAACAGAGUCUCUCUCAGUGCUUACAACUUGAGCAGUAGCCAUGGAAGAUAUGCAAUUGUGAAGGCGGUUGCUUCUGGCGUGGACGGGGCUGAGCCCGAGAGCAAUGAGGAGCCAAACACUGUUGUUGCUGCUGUUCCAGUGGACAAACUACCAUUGGAAUCAAAAGAAGCUAAAGAGAAACAGCUGCUGGAACAGAGGAUGAAGAUGAAGUUGGCUAAGAAGAUUAGGCUGCGCAGGGCAAGGCUUCUUCGUAAGCGUAAGAUGAGGAAGAAGGGUCGAUGGCCACCUUCCAAGAUGAAGAAGCUGAAGAAUGUCUAAGAGACGACUCUAUGCUCUCUUUUUUUUUAAUUCAAUUUUUUUCUGUAAUGUUGUUUGUAACUUUCGGGAACAAUUUUAAUGGCUUUUCAAAUGCAACCAUUGCUUUUUGGAUUAA